Vairimorpha ceranae is the source of this 1017-nucleotide messenger RNA. RefSeq names its product divalent heavy-metal cation transporter. Gene Ontology annotation, cellular component: membrane. The record is from RefSeq and is a predicted model, not a curated record. Gene Ontology annotation, molecular function: zinc ion transmembrane transporter activity. Bases 1 to 1017 code for a protein of 338 amino acids. Gene Ontology annotation, biological process: zinc ion transmembrane transport. The transcript has a single exon. Lineage: Eukaryota; Fungi; Microsporidia; Nosematidae.
AUGCCAGUUGAUAUUUUUAACAAAUUUGCAAAAGAUUAUUUUGGUUUAGAAAUAAUAAUUUUUACGCUUUCUUUUGUGUUCUGUCUUCUACCGAAAGCUAUAAAAAAAGUAGAUAAACUUUCUAAAAUAUUUCCUAUACUUACACUUGCUUCUGCUGGAUUUUUGCUUGCUGUAUUGCUUUUAGACUUUAUUCCUCACAUGUUUCCACAUGAACACGUUGUCUUAAAUAAUACACCUAGUAAACACACUCACAAUGCAUCGCAGAAUUGUUGUAACCACACACAUGCACAUGAUGAUCAUGAUCAAGCACAUUAUAAUACUAUUGUUGGAAUGGUGUGUGCUGGGUUAUCUCUACUUGGAUUGAUAGGAAUAGAUCAAUGUAUAAUUAAGCACGAUCAUUGCGAGGAAUCACACGAUGAACAUUUGCAUGAUACGCAUCAUGAACAUGUACAUCAUUUUCAUUCAGAAAAUAUACAACAAUCUAAUAUUUGUAAUGAAUUGGAAAGUAAAGAUUUUAUAAAUCAAGAUAUAGGAUGUUGUAAUACAAAAAUGUUAAAAAAUACAGAGUCUAAAACAAAAGCUUUGAUUUACAUUUUUAGUAUUUCUAUUCAUUCAUUUUUCGAAGGACUAGCAAUGAAAAAAAGCACUUUUACGUCAUACGAAUUUGGUAUUAUUUUACAUAAAAUAUUAGAGUCAUUUGCAAUAGGAAUGACUCUUUUUAAUUCUGCUUUUUCAUUUCUUGUAUGUUUGUUAAUGAACGCUUUUUAUUCUUUUCUUACUCCACUCGGUAUGUUUAUUUCAAGAUAUUUUGGCAGUAACUUAUUCCAAAUAGGAAAAGUUCCUAUUUCUGUUAUUUUUAAUGGUCUUGCUUUAGGUUCUCUUAUGUUUAUUGUUUUUUUAGAAAUGAUUCCUGGUGCUUUUCAUAAAAAAGGAAAUAAAUCACUGAAGAUGUUGGGAUUAGUGCUAGGAUUUGUUUUAUCUGCUUCGUUGAUAGUUCUUACCGGACAUAGUCAUUAA